Molecule: messenger RNA, 5893 nt
Organism: Lotus japonicus
Lineage: Eukaryota; Viridiplantae; Streptophyta; Magnoliopsida; Fabales; Fabaceae
Exons: 4
Coding region: 2390-5824 (1144 amino acids)
Molecular function (GO): zinc ion binding; nucleic acid binding
Source: RefSeq, a predicted model, not a curated record
UCGCAACCGCGACCGAUAUUUAGAACCUUAAUUCCACCGAAGUUUCUUUCAGAAGAAGCUUGAGAUUCCUGCAAAAUAAAUUCAGCAUAUGUUGAUUGGGAACAUCAAGAUUUAAUUUUGUGUUGUUUACAUGGCUUAUCUCUUUGCUUUCAAAUUCGUUCCUUCCAAUUGUCAUCAAUUGCCUCUCUUGGCAAGUUUGGGAGGAAAUCCAGAACUUCAUCAUUGCUCAAUCAACUCAUUUGCAUUAUGAGCUUAGAACAAUCACAAAAGGUUUCUCCGUCCAACUGUGAUGAUUUCUUCUCUAUUGAGGGUGGCGAUCUGACUUCUGGAGUGGCCACGCCCCCAACUUCUCAUUCAUCGUCGUUCUCGAGUGGUCUAUGGUCUGGUGGCUUUUUUAAGCAAGCUAAGAAGGUGUGGCAGGAAUUCCCCGCUAGUGAUGAGGAAGCCAUACGCGACCUCAAGGAAGAAUUAAGGGAGAGUUGACUUACUUUCCUUUAGGGGCCUUGGCUUUGUUUGGUUGGUUUUGGUGGGUUUUUCAGGGUUUUCUUUCUUUGUUAGGGUGAUUUAAGGGCACAAAGCAGAAGAUAAUGAAAUAAACUUGAGUAAACAACCUAUUAUAAUCUAAAAGACUGAUCAACUAAAUCUAAUCUAAAUUCUAAAUUGUAUGGACACAAAUGAGAAGAUAAUGAAAUAAAUUUGAAUCUCAAAGAUCUUCGCGCUAGUUGAUGUGACGCCUAAACUCAAUGUUGAAGAGAGAUAUGAAUAAGGUUCAAAUCAAGAUGCAAGAAAAGGGUUGGAUCGAAAUCUGCUUGAAUUUUAAAAACAAUUGUAACCUCAUUAAUGUUUGCACGUGUGAGAGCAUCUCCAACAAUGAGAUCUUAUUUUGGGACUUAGUCCACUUUUUGUGAGCACGUACUCCCACAUAGGAAUUAAGACACUCAUAAGGUCCCGAUGCACAUUUCGCUCUAAUAGUUUGAGAUCUUACUUUACUUCUGGUUGGACCCACAAUACACAAUACAUUUACAUAAUUAAUUUCGAUUAUAGUAUUGAAUGAGAGAAACAUAUAUUAUUUUAUUUAAGAUCUCACUUUUGAAGAGUAGCGAGCUAAGACAUGAAUCUUAGAUUUUGCUAAGAUCUUAUGUCAUGUAGGAUACCUCCAAUGAUAAGAUAUAACAAAAUUCAGAUCUUAUUUUAAAAUCCCAAUUUAAGAUCUCCGUUGGAGAUGCUCUGAGUGACAAACUUUUAUUCAUUGGUUGUUGGAGAGUAAGAAGCUCUUCGUAGAAGGACAUGUAUUGAAGGUCCUGAACGACACAUAUGUAAAUUCUUCUUUUGAGUGACUUCCCUGUUGUAUCUAGUAUCAAAUUGCUUAUAUUAAUUAUAGUAGAGGAGAGAAUACUCAUUUUUCAUUCUAAUCCUCACAGGCCCCACAUCGUGAUCUAUUUUCUGAAAUACCCUAAAAAAUGAGAACCUUUCCUCUCCCUAGUCAUUUUUGCUUAAAGGCAUGAAAUAGCACGAACCUAGACAAAGAGAAAUCGGUCUUUGGAAGUGGGUUGAAAGACAAAGACAAUUUUGAUAUAUUUUACUACCAGGGUAAUGUAAUUGAUUUAACCAGUUCAAAUAUGUUUUUUUGAGUGAAAACCAGUUCAAUUCAAAUCUUUGACUAGUAAAAUGGAAAAAAAGUCAUAAAACUUUUAGGCUUAAUCCUCAAAUUAGUCCCUGUCUUUGUUUCGCCGUCUGAACCAGGUCCCUGACCGGAAAAAUUUGUGGCAUCAAUCCCUCUUGUUCAAAAAUGUUUGGAGCCAGUCCUCGCCGGAGCUCGGAGCUCCGGCGAGGGAUGAAGUGGCAUGCUGACUGUGUAAAUAAAUGUGACGUGGCACUUAAAAAAAUAAAAAAAUAAAAAAAUAAUAUAACUUAAUAUAAUAAACACAUAAUUAACCCAAUUAAACUUAAUCUCAUCCUAAGUCUAAACCUAAACCUAAACUAACUAAACAUUCCUAAUUCCCCAGCCAAUUUCCCAAUUUCCCAAAUCAAUCCCCAAUUUCCCAAUUCAUCAACCGUGAAGAACCCUAGUUCUUUCUUCUUCUUCCAUUUCGAGCCCUGCAAUCAAUCCUCUUCCUCUCGCCGAUUCUUCCUCUCUCCGAUUCUUCCUCUCGCUGCUUCUUCCUUAUGCUGUGCUGGUGUUGUUCGUUCGAGAAGGUCACCGUUUAGGACAAGGCUCUUUGUCUUCGAUUACUAAGUAAGUAGCCACAUUCUCUUCUUCGAAUACGAACAAGCUUGUUCGACUGGCUGUUAUCUUGGAGGCUUUGGGUUUCCUUUUGGUUUUGUGUGGUUCAGGGUUUAUGGUUUGUUUGGGUGGGUUUUUUCGUUUAGGGUUGCUAUUUAGGGAUAAAUGUUUAUUUGGCUUCUCUGGAGUUGCAGGAUGGUGUUUACACUGAUUGUUCGUCAUGGUGGUUUGUUUGGGACCGCCCCUUACCUGCAUUACUUUGGUGGUGGUCGAACUGAGCUUCUUGAUCAAGAUGAAGACAUAUGGUCCUACUUUGACACUGUAGCCAUUGUGAAAGGGAUGGGAUACAAGGAGUUUAAGUUAUGGUGGGUCACUGCUGAGGAUGCUGAACGACAUGUCUUCAGGGAUUACAAAACUGAUGCUGAUGCUCUUGAAUUUGCUAAAUAUGCGAGCACACUUGGUCAAGGUUUGUUGUUUGUAGAAAAUCUAUCACAAGAGCAACCUAGUGUUGGCAAUGUUCCCACUAUUGCCAUGCUUCCCUCUGUUCCCACUGUUUCAGCACAAAACAACAAGGUACCAGCACAAAAUAACAAGGUUUCAGCACAAAUGAAUAAGGUCCUACCAACAAAGAUGAAAUGUGUGAGAAGGUCCAGUCGUAUACAAGCUGUGGUGACUAGAGCAAAAUAUUUGGGCAAGCCUUCCUUAGUGGUUCUCUCUGACGAUGAUGAGAUGGAAGUUGAGCUGCCUGUGAAUGUCAACACUAGUCCUGACAACAAUGUUCCUCAGGUAGAUGUUGCUCCUGAGAACAUAAGUCCUGAAAAUGACAAUGUUCCUGGUACAGAGCAGGUCCCUGAGGUAGAUGUUGUUGUUGGUCCUGAGAACAUAAGCCCUGACAACAAUGUUCCUGAAGUUAUUGAUGGAGAUGGGGAAAAUUCUGACAGUGAUGUUUCUGUGCAAAGAGAAAGGCUUCAGGAUAGUGAUGAAGAAAGAGACUUAGGGCAUGAAGAUGUAUUGGACAACACAUCUUUUGCUGAGGCAGAGGCUCUUUUGAAUGAGCAUAUCAAACAGAUGCUUAGUAGUAGAAGUGAAGAAGGUAUGGGUCUAGCUUUUGGGGAUGAAUCAGAUUCUGAAGGAGGUUAUGAGAGUGAGGAUCUAGAGAGUGUGCCAACUGAUUCUGAGGUGGAAGAUGUUCCUAGAAGAAGGUUCCCUAAGUUUGUUAAGGAAAAAAUGGGCCAAGAUUUCAAAUUCAGCCUUGGAAUGGACUUUUCAUCACUACUACAGUUCAAAGAUGCUCUACAUGAUCACUUUGUUACUAAUGGCAGAGAAUUCGAAUACAUGAAAAAUGAUAGCAUAAGGUGUAGGGUAAAGUGCAGAAGUAAGGGCUGUCCAUUUGUCAUCUUAUGCAGCAAGGUUGGCAAUAAAGAGACUUUCAGAAUCAAAACUCUAGUUGGAGAGCACAAUUGUGCAAGAGUGUUUGAUAAUAAGUCAGCUACAGUGAGGUGGGUGAAGCUCAAGCUGUUGAAUAAAGUGAGUACAAUGAAUAAAAUCAGCACAAAUGAAAUAGUAGAUGACUUCAGAAUUAACCAUGGCACUGGUAUAACCAGAUACAGAGCAUGGAAGGGUAAGCAGCUGGCAAUUCAAGAGGUUGAGGGAGCCAUUGAAAUGCAGUAUACCCUUCUAUGGAGAUUUAGCAAUGAAUUGCGGAAGAGGGCUGCAGGAAACACAUGUAAAAUUAAUUUUGAAUCACCAAGAAGCACUUUGUUUCCUAGAUUCAGCAGAUUUUACAUGUGCUUGGAUGGUUGUAAGAGAGGGUUUCUAGCUGGGUGUAGGCCAUUCAUUGGCUUGGAUGGAUGCCAUCUGAAGACUAAACAUAGAGGAAUCUUGUUGGCUGCAGUUGCUAGAGAUGCCAAUGAGCAGUACUUCCCACUAGCCUUUGGUGUGGUUGAGUCUGAAACAAAAGAUAGUUGGAUGUGGUUUAUGGAGCUAUUGAUGGAUGACAUUGACCCUGAAAGAUCAAGAAGAUGGGUCUUUAUCUCAGAUCAACAAAAGGGUUUGAUGGAGGUUUUCAAAGAAGAUAUGCUACAUGGUAGUGAACAUAGACUAUGUGUGAGACAUCUCUAUGCAAAUAUGAAAACUAAAUUUGGAGGUGGUGUGCUUUUAAGAGAUCUGAUGAUGGGUGCUGCCAAGGCUACAUAUGAAGCUGCCUGGAAAGAAAAGAUGCUUCUGAUAAAGGAUGCCAAUGAAAGUGCUUAUCAGUGGUUGAUGGAGAAGCCAACUUCAAGCUGGUGCAGACAUGCAUUUAGCCUUUACUCAAGAUGUGAUGUGGUCAUGAACAACCUCUCUGAGGCUUUCAAUGCAGCAAUUAUGUUGGCUAGGGACAAGCCUAUUUUAACUAUGAUGGAGUGGAUUAGGACCUAUGUAAUGGGAAGGUUUCCACAGAUGAUGGAGAAGCUGCACAAGCAUCAUGGACAGAUCAUGCCUAGGCCAUUGAAGAGGAUAUUACAUGAGGUUGAUCACAUUAAGAAUUGGAUCCCUAGGGUUGUUGGUGCUCAAAAGUAUGAGGUUCGACAUACUAUCACUUUGGAGAGACAUGUAAUAAGCUUGAAGGAUAAGAGCUGUACCUGCAGAUUCUGGGAACUUAAUGGCUUUCCUUGUAGACAUGCUGCAUCUGCACUUACUUUCAAUGGCAAUGAUCCUAAACAAUUUGUAGAUGAUUGCUACAAGAGGGAAGCCUACAAUGCAACAUAUGAAAAUUAUGUGACUCCAUUACCUGGCCCUAACCAGUGGAUUGUCACCCCUCAUGAUCCUGUGUGCAUUCUACCACCCAUGUAUAAGAGAAGUGCAGGGAGGCCAAAGAAAUUGCGGAGGAGAGACCCAUAUGAAAAUGAUCCUAACCCAACUAAAUUACAGAGGGGGGGUGCAACUUGGAAGUGUAGUAGGUGCAAGCAAUAUGGGCACAACAAGAGAGGAUGUAAGAACCCUGUUCCAGAAGAGCAAUCUGAAAUUGUACCAGAAGUUGAUGAAGCUGUACCAGGUGAAACACAAGCUACAACUGCACAAGAUGAUGGAGUACAACCUUCAACUGCACAAGAUGAUGGAGUUCAACCUACAACUGCUCAGAAGAAACCAAAGAACAAGGGAUUUAAAAAAUGCAGUAGAUGCAAGCAGUAUGGACAUUAUAAAACAAGAUGCAAGAACAUCCCAGAGUUAAUUGUAAUGCCUCAGCCCCGCUCUCUUCCUGGGAUUGUUAUAAGGGAGCCUGUCAAUCCUAAUGUCACUGCCUCACUCCCUCUUAAUUCUGGAAAAAUGAAAGAAAAGGUAGUGGAAGAUCCAAGAUCUGUGGAUGAAAAUUGGCAUAAGAUCUAUGCAGGGACUCAUGGAGGAGCUACUACUUCAUAUGUCAUGACUGGGAAUCAGGGAGGAGCAUCCACUUCUGGUUCUGUCCUUCAAGUUCAGAUGGAGAUUGAGACUUCCAGUACUGUUGAGAGGGUUGCAACUGAGAUUCCAGAAGCCACAAGAGACCAAGUUAUUGAAGAUGGAGAAACUUUACCAACACAGUGCAGUGUUGUCCUUGACACAGCAAUGGGGGAAUCAACUUGACCUUGCAUUGGAUGAAGGGAAAGCUUUUUUAGUGUAUGAAAAAAGCAAGGGAAUCUUUCAAACUUUUUU